Molecule: messenger RNA, 3892 nt
Organism: Fundulus heteroclitus (mummichog)
Lineage: Eukaryota; Metazoa; Chordata; Actinopteri; Cyprinodontiformes; Fundulidae
Gene: lamb3
Product: laminin subunit beta-3
Exons: 23
Coding region: 131-3625 (1164 amino acids)
Biological process (GO): axon guidance
Cellular component (GO): basement membrane
Source: RefSeq, a predicted model, not a curated record
ACUGUAUCACCCUGUCCAGGUGAGCCAGUGUAUAAAACAGCAGUCAGACAACAGUGCAUUCUUUAAUAUGAACAACAACUACCCCUAAAGGGAGCUUAUUUCCAGUCUUUACCUGCAGUAGGAAUCCAUUAUGAGGAUCAUUUUACUUCUUGCUGCAAUGAUGGCAAUAUCUGAAGCCCUGAAUGACUGCUCUCUUGGAGCAUGUUACCCGCCUAGCAAAGACUUGCUUCUGGGCCGGUCUCACCACCUCCGAGCCUCCUCCACCUGUGGUCUCACUGGCUCAGAGAUCUACUGCACUCCAUUCCAGCAGUGGAGGAUGAAAUGCUGCCCGUGUGACUCCAGGAAUCCAAACGGUCAGCUGGCCCACACAGUCCAAGACAUCCUCACAACUGCUGGACCAGACAGAUGGUGGCAGUCCAGCAAAGGGAUAUAUCCAGUCACUCUUCAGUUGGACCUCAGUGACCUGUUCCAGCUUGACAACCUGGUGCUCAGCUUCAAGGGUCCUCGUCCUAGUGCCCUGGUCAUAGAAAGAACUCUAGAUAAUGGUCAGACAUGGCAGCCUGCACUAUACUUGGCCAAAAAUUGUGAGGAAGCUUUUCCUGGGGUCCAAAACACCACCCCUCUCAGUCUGGAGCAGAUUUACUGCCACACACUUCGCCCCCAUAUAAACGCAUACCAAGAAGAAACAAUUGAGUUCAGUCCAUUGCGUCAGUACACGUUUGCUCCAGGUUCCAACAGCCAGAAAAUUGAAGACAAGUCUGGUUUCACAGGAUUGCGGGUAACGCUGACUGAGCUGGGCGAUGUGCCCCGUUUACCAGGCAGAUCUCUCAGUAAGUUUUUUGCCCUGAAGGAGAUGAGAGUGAUGGGCACUUGCAUGUGUCACGGACAUGCUAACCGGUGCCUGCCAGAGGAAUACCAUAACCCGAAUUCCAAUAUUGUACAGGUGAAUUCUGUGUGUGACUGCAAGCAUAACACAGUUGGCAUAAACUGUGAGCGCUGUGCUGACUUCUACAAUGAUCUGCCUUGGAGACCAGCAGAGGAGGGAAACACACACACUUGCAAACGUUGUGAGUGUAACAACCAUGCCCAGCGCUGCCACUUCGACCCGGCAAUGUAUGAAGCCAGUGGGCAGAAGAGUGGAGGAGUGUGUGAGGGUUGCAUGCACCACACCACAGGGCCAAAGUGUGACCAGUGUGCCCCAGGCUACCAGCAGAACCCCCGAAGCCGAAUGGAUCGUCCUGAUGCAUGUAUACGCUGUAUUUGCAGUACAGAAGGGUCAGUGAGUGGGGGGCAGUGUGAAGACAGCACAGGCUCCUGUCGUUGCAAAGCUAAUGUGGAGGGUCCCCACUGUGACAGCUGCAAAAGAGGUUUCUACGGCCUGAGCUCAUCCAACCCUAUGGGCUGCAAAAAGUGUUCCUGUUCUCCUGUCGGCUCCCUGUCAGCUUUGUGUGAUCCUGUGACCGGAAUGUGUCCCUGUCGUCCCCACUUCUAUGGCCUGACCUGCGAUGUUUGUUCAAAAGGCUACUGGAAACCUCCCCAAUCAGAAGUCUGUGAACCCUGUGGCUGUGACCCUACCUGGUCAACCAGUGACACCUGUGACCAGGUGACUGGUCAGUGCCAGUGCAGACCAGGGUUUAAAGGAAGAGCAUGCACUGAAUGUGCAGACAACACAUAUGGAACCCCUCUGUCUGGCUGCCAACGUUGUCAGUGUGAUAUAGACGGAACCCUUCCAGGAGUUUGUGACAGGAAAACAGGAGUGUGUUUGUGCCGGCAGGGUGUCACUGGGCUUCGCUGUGACUCUUGCAAUCGAGGGUACUGUAAAUCUUUUCCUGCCUGUAAACUUUGUCCAAGCUGCUUCUUUACCCUGGACUCUGAACGAAGGAACCUCACCCUUGUUCUGGAGAAACUUUCUCCCACAUUCCCCUCUCUUCCUGGUGGUGCUGGUGAUCUUGGAAACUUUGGGCCACGCAUUUGGGCUCUUGAGGGGAGCCUGAACCAGAUCAGGGACUCUAUAUCCCGACCACCCAACACUGCAACACUUGAUGGUGCUCUAUUCCAGUUGGACAAACUGAGGGAUGAGUUGGAAAAGGUUGAUGAUGAUCUUCCUCCUCCAGUGAGAGAUCCUGGUUUGGAAUCUGAGCUGAAUAAACUACAAGCUCUGGUAGAUAGCAUCACUUUGAUUUAUAAAGCCAAGAAAGAUGCUAUGGAGGAAAACAUUGACCCCAAUCAUGCAGGAGCACUCAAUACCAUCAAGAAUGCGUAUGAGGAAUCAACAGAUGCAGCUAAGAAAGUGACUUCUACUGGGAACACAGUAAAGGAGUCAAGUGACAUCCGGAAAGAGACCAAAGAAAUUCAGAAUCAAGUGCAGCCAAACAACAUGAGGGAGCUGAGCAAGCUAGAGAACAACAUGGCUUCCCAACCAGACCUCACUCCUGUCGCAAAACAGGUGUGUGUCAGUGUUCAAUCAGAGCCCUGCACCCCUCUCCAGUGUGUGACGAAUGCUCUGUGUCCACCCGAGGCAAGCCCAGCCUGUAAAAAUGGAACAAAGUGUGUUGGUUCUCUGCCUUUAAGCAAAAGGGCUGACACUGAUGUUAUGGAUGUCAAGGACCGUCUGAGCAAACUUGCUGUGAAAAUCACAGAGGCUACAGAGAUGCUUCAGAAUACACAGGAAAAAUCUGAUCUGGUGAGACAAUUAGUAAAUGACCUGUCCAGCAAAACUAAAAAAGCCAGAGAUAUGCUGGAGGAGGACUUAAAAGAGACACGCGAUGUUGUUAAAGAGCUUAAAGAUUUUCUGUCAGACCCAGCCUCAAACCUGACCCAGGUCCAGGAGGUGAGUAAUUGGAUUCUGAAAGAAAAGCUACUCGUCAGUCUGCCUACCUUGAAGACAAAGCUUGAGGAGUUAAAAAACUUGACAGCAAAUCUACCAAGCACAAUGAAUGUGCUGAAGGAGGCCAAGCCACAACUGGACACAGCCAGGACAUUGCUUCAGGAGGCUCAGGACAGCAGGGUCAAGGCACUGGGAGCCAAGGACAAUGUGAGUGAAUUCCUGGAAGGCCUAAAAUCAGGGACUGGUUCCCUCUCUGACUUGGAAGAAAAACUGCAGGACAGCAUGGAUCUCAUUGAAAGCCUCAAUAAUAACCUGACACAAGCCAAAGACCAGCUGAAGCCAGCAGAGAAGGACCUGGAUGAUACAGGAGCACUGAUGACACCAGUGAAAGAGCAUCUUUAUGGGUUGAAAGAGCUACUGCAGGAUGCACAGCAGAAGGUUCCUUAUGCAUUAAAGACUGCAGAAAAAGCUGAGGAAGAGGCAGCUGCUGCAGAACCGGAUCUAAAUAUUUUGGAGGAACAGCUUGGCCGUCUUCGAGACAAAGCAGACGCUGGUGGCACUGAAGAGACAGCUCCUGAAGCUGAUAGACUGGAAAGGCUACAUGAGAAAGCUGGAGCUCUGGCUAACACCACGCAAAAUAUAAAAGAGGCUCUCUCAGGAAAAGCAGACUCCCUCAGACGACUACAGCAUGAGAUCUUUCAGAAGUCUACAAAGCUUGAAGGACUGGAUGCCAAGCUGAAAGAUAUCUUGACAGCACUUCGAAAAAGAGCAGAAGAACUCAGCAGCUGUCAGAACUAGGCCCCCAUGUGCUGUGCCUUGGAGCUCGUCCUGCUGCUCUAUCAUUAAAAACCUUAACUCAUAUUUUGUAUUUGCUCUCGUUGCAUGGCACUUUUUCAAGAAAAUCCAUCUUUAUACUUACAAAUAGUGAUCCAUUUCUCACUCUGCACUAAACUCCACUGUUCAGGAAAGGGUCAUUGAUACUGUACAGUAUAAUUGUUUUGGUUUGCAUCUGCUGUUUAUGCACCUUUAAAAUAAACGCUUAUUUACUGAUAUGUGUCUACCAUA